Molecule: messenger RNA, 2868 nt
Organism: Oncorhynchus mykiss (rainbow trout)
Lineage: Eukaryota; Metazoa; Chordata; Actinopteri; Salmoniformes; Salmonidae
Source: RefSeq, a predicted model, not a curated record
GUUCCUGUCCAAGCUGGGACACGUGAAAGACUUCUCCCACUGGCCGAAGCAGCCUCCCCAUACCCUCUGACCUCAAGGGAAGCUGGUCUACUUCCUCCCAUUUUUUUGUAUCAAAGAAAGUGCCAAUAAGCAGCAAUCGGCAAGAAUGUGAACAACUUUUCCAGUGGUUGAUAGCAGUGGCUCACACAGCUCCGCAGAUCCCUAAAAAGGACCCAGGACGGGAGCGCUCAGUAGAACCACCAUGAAGACCUUUAGGAUUGCCCUUCUUAUCAUCCUCCUAACCCCGCUCAAGCUCCUCACUACAGCAACUGAGACACCCAAUACGAGUGUUCCUCCUCCCAUCACAUCUGUCCACACUCCCAUUACAUCUGUCCGUUUAACCGAUGCUGCUGCCACCGCUGCUGAGACCACGCGCAAAACAGUAAAUGCCACGGACAAACCAACAGCAACACCACCCCAUCUCUCAGUGCAGUCCACAUCUCCACAUGCUAAGGAUGAUGCAUGGGUAACAGACAAAGGGGCAACGACCCAGGCCACAACAACUGUUCCCACGAGUGACCCACUCCAAAAUGUGACCACAGUUCAGGCUACAUCAAAGACUCACCCACAAGUUAUUCAGACAACCACAGAGAGACAUGGUUUUCCUUCACCGGGAUCCUUGACCACCUCCAGACCAGAAGAGAAAGUUUCAGGUGGUGGAAUUACAGGUCAGGAAGGAGACAAGAACAAUAGGAAUGCGGGUCAAGAUACCAGUCACCGGGCUGGAGAUGAAGAACCAGAAACUCCUAAAUCAAAUAAGAAUAUGCUGUGGAUUCUUUUGCCAGUCCUGGGAGUUGUGGUGGCUGCUGUCAUCGUCUUUUUCAAAUUUAAAAGCAUGAAGGUCCACGAUCACACAGAGGCAAUUGAUAAUGGAACAGAAAAUGCUUCUUUCCAGAGCAGGUCGGACAGCACCAAAGAUGGUGUCAUGCUUCUCGGGGUGAAGUCCUCUGGUGCUGCUGCAAGAUAAAAGGGAGGGCGUCCCAUUUGACAGUAUAUGACCAAUAGCUCUCACAACCCGAAAAAUGGUCAAGACCUUCAACUAUCUAAAAAUGCUGGACAAUCAAAUAUGGCAUAUAAGAAUCCCGAAAGCUAAGUGGGCACAUUCUUAUACUGUAUAGUGUGGAAAGAAGAUUGGUGUGGAGCAUUGUAGGAUAUGGGACUCUUAACUGAACAUGUGUCUGUUAAAGAAUAUUCACUAGGAUACUUACUGUAUAUCAUUUUUAAAAAUAUGUACUUCACUGUUUUUUGUAUUCUUAAUUUGAUGGUAAUUUAGCCAUGGAGGAACUGUGAUCUCAAUUUAAUCAAGAGUAUUGUAGUAUUGUAGGAUAUGGGACUCUUAACUGAACAUGUGUCUGUUAAAAAAUAUUCACUAGGAUACUGUAUAUCAUUUUUAAAAAUAUGUACUUCACUGUUUUUUGUAUUCUUAAUUUGAUGGUAAUUUAGCCAAGGAGGAACUGUGAUCUCAAUUUAAUCAAGAUCCAGACAUUUCAUUCAGGAAAACAAUGCUAGAUUUUGAAUUAAUGUGAAUAAAUGAACCCAAAAGCUCAUUGUCUGGGUGCAAGAGGAUUGUUUGUCUCAUCCCUGUAUUUAAGAUACUGGUUUUGAUUUUAUAUCACACAAACAUGUAUGAAAUCCAAAUGCACUGAACCUGAAUUCAGCACACAAUUCCUUGAUUCAAACCAGUUAGUGACCAGUACACAUUAUUAAGUGUUUGUAUGCUUCAAAUCUGUUGUAAUAAAUUAUUUAGCUUUCAGUGUAAAUGCCAGGAUUGUAAAGAUUAGCUAUUUUGCCGGUAUGUUUCCUGCUUUUCAACCAGUUAUUGUGUAUAUUAGAGCAAACAAUAAGACUUCCCACUGGUCAAAGAAAAUUUGAAUUUCUCAAAUAAAGAAGAACGUUAUUUGACUGAUCGGCAUUGGUUGAAUAUUUGUUGUUUUGCACCUGUACAUGCUCACGAAAGUUUGUUGAUUUUGGAUGUUGAUUUUACCUGGCUACACACGGUAUCUUUAAUGUGCUGAAUUAUAUAACACAACCAUAGGAAAGGCUAUCGAGAAUAAAAUAUUCAGUAUUUGAGAGCUGUAGCUCCGCCCACAGGUUAUAUGGAGCAGCGCAUGCUGGGCGAUCUCCAGCUCUGAGGAUAAGGAAGUAACUAGAGAAAAGUCUAGUCAAUUAGUUCAAGCCGUCUAUUGUUUUUUCCUUUAGUUAGCAUUAUUUGUUUUACCAAGGCCAGCGUGUGUCCUUCAGAAAUAUGAGUACAUAUGUCUUACUCUUCAUGUGUUAAUGUUGUGGACGUACUCGCUGACAAUUAUGUCGUUUAUCUUUGUUAUGCUAAUUUGCGUUUUUGCCACAAACUAGCAAAUGCAAGCUUGCUAGCGCGGUUGUUUUUGUCAUCUCAUUUCGAACAUUUGUGAUUUGUAUAGUAUAAUGUUCCCCAGUGCCGUGUUUAUAUGCCCUGUAACUAUAAAUACUGUAUGUGUGAAGUAUAGUUUAUUUGGUUUUAUUGUGGAUUGUGUAGACAUGCAUUCAAGUUCAUGCAGUUGUGUGAGGAUGAUGGUGCUGCUUUGUAGUGCUGGGUGGCUACACCCUUCUGAUCUUUUAUUAGUGAAGUCACAGCCUGUUUUGUCCUGUGCAGCACAUAACCUAUUGAAGCCAUAUUAUUGUUUAUAGCCAAUGUAAUUGGAGGAUGUAUUAACCUGCCAUUUUUCCCCUUUUACUUUCACAACCAAUCUUGGUUAAAACAAUUGUCAAGCCAUACCUUAAAGUGCCUUAGCCCAUACACUGUGCUGUGCCUGCUCUAUGUGAAUCAGCGUUAUUAAACCACCUCAACUGAAA